This is a messenger RNA of Heteronotia binoei (common prickly gecko), 1537 nucleotides long. It is a transcript of the gene NKAIN1, whose product is annotated as sodium/potassium transporting ATPase interacting 1. Lineage: Eukaryota; Metazoa; Chordata; Lepidosauria; Squamata; Gekkonidae. The record is from RefSeq and is a predicted model, not a curated record. Gene Ontology annotation, biological process: regulation of sodium ion transport. Bases 138 to 761 code for a protein of 207 amino acids. The transcript has 7 exons.
GGCCGAGAAUGGCUGGCUGCUGCCGGCGGCGAGGGCCCGGGGAGUGAGGUCGUCCCUGGCAACCGGGAGAGCCGAGCCGAGGCGCGGAAGCUGGAGCAGAGCGGCCGAGCCGGGGCAGAGCGCCGGGCGCGCCAGCCAUGGGGAAAUGCAGCGGGCGCUGCACGCUGGUCGCCUUCUGCUGCCUGCAACUGAUAGCGGCCCUGGAGAGGCAGAUAUUUGACUUUCUGGGUUAUCAGUGGGUGCCCAUCCUGGCUAAUUUUUUACACAUAAUGGCGGUCAUCUUAGGAAUCUUUGGCACUGUCCAGUACCGAUCCAAAUACCUCAUACUGUAUGCAGUAUGGCUCGUGCUGUGGGUUGGAUGGAAUGCAUUCAUCAUCUGUUUUUACCUGGAAGUAGGACACCUUUCACAGGACCGAGACUUCAUUAUGACCUUUAAUACAUCACUGCAUCGUUCAUGGUGGAUGGAGAAUGGGCCGGGUUGCCUGGUUACGCCCAUCAUGAAUUCUGAUCUGGUCAUCGAGGACCACCACGUCAUCACAGUCACUGGGUGCUUUCUGGAUUACCAGUAUAUCGAGGUGGUGAGCAGUGCGAUGCAGAUAUUUCUUGCGCUCUUUGGAUUUGUCUACGCCUGCUAUGUCAGCAAAGUAUUUAUGGAAGAGGAAGACAGUUUUGAUUUCAUCGGAGGAUUUGACUCGUACGGCUAUCAGGCUCCACAGAAGAUGUCACACUUACAGCUACAGCCUUUGUAUACCUCUGGAUAACAUUCAACAUCACCUGCCAUGAACCGGCAUUUGGGAUCUGUGAAGCAGCAAAAGGCAAGCAGGAUGCAGAAUCUGACGUAUUCAUCUGAAGGCAAAUGGUGGAUAUUCCUGCCAGAGACUUUGUGCGACCAGAAGACUGCUGGGAGACAGAAUGUGGACUCCAUCUUGCUUUCUUGGCUGCUUGUGUUUUGAACUCUACCGCAGAGUCAGAAGAGCAUCCAUGCAUUACGCUAAGUCUGAGGCAAGAGGAGUUUCUCAUUCGCACGCUCGCAGAUCAAGCUGUUCCACUCAGGAACCCAAAAGCAGCACAACUCUCUACCUGCUGGCCAGUGUUUGUGUGCUCCUGAUAACUCCGUCUAGCAAAGAAUCUCAAGCUUAGGGCAAUAUUAUUUUUCAGGGAAGGGCAAGGAAAAAUACCGUUUCUAUGGAGGAUCUUUUUCAGUGAAAAAAAAAAGUACAGAAGAACCACGCCUUGUCCUGGAUCCGUUACUAAUGUCUUUGUUUGCCAUUGAGCAAACGGCUUUGCAAUGUGGUUAUAACUGCAAGGGACAUUACAAUAGAGAGUGGACUUUGGGAAAUCUGGAAAAAGAAGAUUUGAAUAGGGCCAGGAAUCGGUUUAUUGCUUUCCUCUUUGCCCUAAGGGUUUUCUAUCUGUUUGACUAUUUAACUAAACAUCUUUUUUGUUUGUUUGUUUUUUGAAAUUUAGUAUCACAAGAAGGCCAAGUUUUCUCUGUGACCGUCAAGACAAAUCUAAAUACUGGCAUAUUUGGACAAGC